Messenger RNA from Trichoplax adhaerens, 993 nucleotides. RefSeq lists its product as uncharacterized. NCBI's taxonomy places the organism in Eukaryota, Metazoa, Placozoa, Uniplacotomia, Trichoplacea, Trichoplacidae. The record is from RefSeq and is a predicted model, not a curated record. The transcript is spliced from 2 exons. The coding region runs from base 1 to 993 and encodes 330 amino acids.
AUGGCAAUGCUGCAAAUUCUUCCCACCAGAGGGAACCAAUGCAACAAGUUUCCUCUUCUUUUUCUCAUCACAUUACUUUUGUAUACCUGUCAGGCAGCAACGGAACAGGUUGAACUACAACCUGGUGCGGUGACUUCGAAAUAUACCACAUCAUGUAAUCAGUAUAAGUAUUUCAAAAUCAAAGUCAGCAAUCCUUGCGUCAAUGUGCGAAUUUUGGUUUAUGCUCUGGGGGGAGAACCUAACCUAUACGUCAGCAAAGAUCCUGAUCAGUACCCUACCGUUCAAAGUCUUGCCUGGUCUUCCUAUAACUGGGGAACAGAAAAUAUAACCAUACUGGCAUCGGAUCCCAAUUUUUCAACUGGAAUGCUGUACAUUGGCGUUCAUGCUUACUGUGGCCAAGAUGUAGCGACAUUAUUUACCCCUGCAACAUAUCAAGUCUCUGUACAGUUUAAUACUCCAUCAACGUCAGAAUACUUACCAUUAAAUCAGUUAUAUUCGUCUAUCCUACAAGCUAACAAGUAUAUGUAUUACAAAUUUUGCAUUCCUGAUGACUGUACAAAUGUGAAUGUGAAAUUACAAAAUUGCAUCAAUGCUACCACUUGUCCAAAUACAUACGCUUGGCCUGAAAUGCUAAUAUCCAAUCUUGUCAGAACACCCACAUUACAAGAUAGGACUUGGAAAUUAGCUGAAGUCAGUCGAAGGAAUAUAGCGUUAAAUCAUCAGCAACCUAACGUUAGAGCUGGCCAUUAUUAUGUUGGUAUUUAUGGUUGGUGUACUCCAAAUAAGUUUUGCUCUGAUAAAUCUACAUGUGGUCCUUGUGAUAACUACAAUAAUGGAAUUCAGUUCAACCUUCAAGUAUUGACGACUAAGAUACCUCAGAAUCAAUGCAAACCAAACAACAUACCUAGUUGCACUAACCAUGCUUCAACGCUUACAUUACCAUUGCUUUUAGGUCUAUUUCUUGCUUCAUGCUUAGUAUCUUUGUUAGUGUAA